AUAUAUAUAUCGUAGAGUUAGAUUGGAUGUUGAGAAAAUAAAUGUGGCGGGUUAUGGUUGGUGCAGUAGCGAUAACAGAUUUUUUUUUUAACCGCAAAUUCAUUUAUUUAUAUUUGUAUUAUAUUAUAAGUGGAACAAUUAAAUGGUUAGCGUGGUUAUCUACAGUAGAUAGAAAGUUGGAGACGAUGAGUUCGGCUUCAGCAAUGGCAGGCGUCAGUGAGUUUCACAAAGUGUUCGUGUACGGAAGCCUCCUAGCUGACGAUGUCGUUCGAGUCCUGUUGAACCGCAUCCCUCAAUCCUCCACCGCCAUCCUAAACGGCUUUCAUAGGUUUAGCAUAAGAGGCUGUGUUUAUCCUGCCAUUUUACCUGUCCCCAAGCAGCAAGUUAUCGGCAAGGUCCUCUUUGGCAUCACUGAUCCUGAAUUAGAUAUUUUAGAUACGUUCGAGGACGUUGAGUAUCGAAGGACAAUGGUUGAGGUUUCCUUGAUGGAUAAUACUGAGAAAUUACAAGCAUAUGCUUAUGUCUGGUGCGACAAAGAUGAUCCCAACUUGUUUGGAGAAUGGGAUUUCGAGGAAUGGAAAAGAACGCACAUGAAUGAUUUUCUCAAGAUGACCACUGGAUUUAUGGAAGAACUAGAGCUGCCCGAAUCAAAGCCUAGAGUAGCCACUUAUGAAUCCUUCUUUCAGCCAGAUGGCAACCCUUCCUCUACGCCUUGAUGGUGUCCUCAACAUCUGAAACAUGUUAUUCUACUUUUUAACAUUCAAUUGUUUCAAGGGCAAAAACACGUCUAUUUAGAAGGUUCAUGAUGUGUCAUUUGUCCAUUAUAAUGCUUAUUAUGUUUAUUUCUAGUAAUUCACAGGCUUUACAAGAUCUGUUUCCCAUA
Jatropha curcas is the source of this 883-nucleotide messenger RNA. Its product is annotated as AIG2-like protein D. Lineage: Eukaryota; Viridiplantae; Streptophyta; Magnoliopsida; Malpighiales; Euphorbiaceae. The record is from RefSeq and is a predicted model, not a curated record.